This is a messenger RNA of Seriola aureovittata, 3527 nucleotides long. It is a transcript of the gene cdkal1, whose product is annotated as CDK5 regulatory subunit associated protein 1-like 1. Bases 142 to 1869 code for a protein of 575 amino acids. Gene Ontology annotation, molecular function: 4 iron, 4 sulfur cluster binding; tRNA (N(6)-L-threonylcarbamoyladenosine(37)-C(2))-methylthiotransferase activity. Gene Ontology annotation, biological process: tRNA methylthiolation. The record is from RefSeq and is a predicted model, not a curated record. NCBI's taxonomy places the organism in Eukaryota, Metazoa, Chordata, Actinopteri, Carangiformes, Carangidae. Gene Ontology annotation, cellular component: endoplasmic reticulum. The transcript is spliced from 16 exons.
CUCCACGCACAAGUAUGGCGGUCUGAGUUGUGACAGCUAUGUUUUGAUGGUGUAAAUAAUACUUGUUUCCAUUUUCAAAACAAACGUUCCUUGGAAUUUGCAUUUAUCUAAAUUAAUAACCACAUUGCGACCAAGACCAUCAUGCCGUCCAGCUGUGACUCUCUGAUUGAAGACAUAGAAGACAUGGUGUCCUCUAGUGACCCCACUCCUCAUGAGAGACAAUCUGCUAGAAAGAGUAUCAUACCAAGGUCCAGGAAGAAAAAAGAAGCUUUGAUCAAUGAGGAACUCCAAGCUGACAGUUUGAUCCCUGGCACCCAAAAGAUCUGGAUGAAAACGUGGGGCUGCAGUCACAACAACUCAGAUGGAGAGUACAUGGCUGGGCAGCUGGCUGCCAGUGGAUACAAGAUGAUUGAUGACCCAACAGAAGCAGACCUGUGGUUGCUCAACAGCUGCACUGUGAAAAACCCUGCAGAGGACCACUUCAGAAACUCAAUCAAAAAAGCCCAGGAACAGCAGAAAAAGGUGGUAGUAGCAGGUUGUGUUCCCCAGGCCCAGCCACGGAUGGACUACCUCAAAGGACUCAGUAUCAUUGGGGUCCAGCAAAUUGAUCGAGUGGUUGAAGUAGUGGACGAGGCUGUUAAAGGCCACUCAGUUCGUCUGUUGGGUCAGAAGAAAAAUGGAGGCCGGAGGCUUGGUGGAGCUAGACUGGACCUUCCCAAGAUCAGGAGGAACCCUCUCAUUGAAAUCAUCUCCAUUAACACUGGGUGUCUGAAUGCGUGUACCUACUGUAAGACUAAGCAUGCCAGAGGAGACUUGGCCAGCUAUCCCAUUGAGGAACUAGUGGAGAGAGCCAGGCAGUCUUUCCAGGAGGGAGUGUGUGAGAUCUGGCUGACCAGUGAAGACACAGGAGCUUAUGGCAGAGACAUAGGAACUGACCUGCCCACAUUGCUGUGGCGAUUGGUGGAGGUGAUUCCUGAAGGAGCCAUGCUGAGGCUGGGUAUGACCAACCCACCAUAUAUCCUGGAACACCUAGAGGAAAUGGCAAAGAUAUUGAAUCACCCGCGGGUCUAUGCCUUCCUUCAUGUUCCCGUGCAGUCAGCCUCAGACAGUGUACUGAUGGACAUGAAGAGAGAGUAUUGUGCCGAUGACUUCAAAAGAGUGGUGGACUUCCUCAAAGAGAGGGUCCCAGGUAUAACCAUCGCUACAGAUAUAAUCUGCGGUUUUCCUGGCGAGACGGAAGAAGACUUCCAGGAGACAAUAGACUUGGUGAAAUGCUACCGAUUCCCCAGUCUCUUCAUCAACCAGUUCUACCCCAGACCUGGUACACCUGCCGCCAAGAUGGAGCAAGUACCAGCACAUGUGAAAAAACAGAGGACUAAAGAGCUGUCACAUCUCUUCCACUCUUACAACCCCUACGACCACAAGGUAGGGGAGAGGCAACAUGUGUUGGUGACAGAAGAGUCAUUUGAUGCCCAAUACUACGUGGCUCACAACAAGUUCUACGAACAGGUGCUGGUACCUAAGAGGGCCGAGUUCAAAGGGAAGAUGAUAGAAGUGGACAUUUACGAGGCAGGAAAACACUUCCUCAGAGGCCAGCCAGCAGAAGACAGUAAGCCGUUCACUCCAUCCAUUGCUGCACCACUGCGGAAAGGACAGGUGUCUGGCCUGAUGCAGCGGAGAGCAAUCAGCCAAGUCCCCCACCAAGACGAACAGAUUGCCAAUGGUAUUCAAGGUCAUGCUGCUAUGCCCUGUUCGUCUGUUUUGCUGAUCGGCUCCUACAGUCUAGACAGGGAAGCAGUGAAGAAGCUGGGGAUCGGACUCGCACUGGCUGCAGCUGUCUUGGCCUUUAUCGUGGAGAAACUGUUCUGAUGGAGCAACACUGUGCUAGAAAAGGGUUGUCAACACGGGAGAGGACAGUGACAUCAGAGGAGCCCAAACAGUGUGUUUGAUGCUUUCAUUCAAUUUUUUUAAUGAACCCAAAGUGAAAACAGAGGUGUGGUAGUGAUGCCCUACAGAGUCGACGUUUAUUUUAUUUGUUCUGUGAGACUCAUGUUUUUAGUACAGGUAGAGUUUUACUUUUUAACUAAAGGACAGAGUUCACCACUUUUCAGGCGUUUUACCCUGUUUACUCCAAAUGAAGUGAUGUCAGUGUCUUCUCCUGUAAAUGAAGUAGGAGUAACCACAUGGGCAAUGACAGGUCAGCAGUCUUUACAGACACUUUUUAUAUAAGCCCCUUUGUUACAAAUUACAUCUCAUCUCCCUAGAUUUAAAUCGGAGUCUAUUUCAAGCACCGACUCUGUUUCAGAUUUGUGUUUCAUUAUGACAGUUGAACAUUUUCCAAGUGUUUCAUGAACAUGCUUCAUGUACACUGUGUCUAUUGUUCACUGAUGACUGCAGCCUGACAUUGUCCAUAGAAUGGUAAAUAAGUGUUUUGAAUCAUGUGUCUGGGUCUCUGUAGCUGUUUGACUGAUAAAUUAAAAACAGUUCAGCCAGUUGAAACUCUUGGAAAACACACUCUGGAGAUUAUGAUCAUCAGUACCAGAACCACAUCUGAGGAUGAACUGUCAUUUUGCAGCUUGCUGAGUUGCAGAGUGAUUGUUAGGUUUUACUGGAUAUUCCAACAUAUUUUUUAGCGGUACUGGGCGUGUAGGUUUCCAAAUAUUUAGUGCUACAGAGUAGCCCAGCCCUCUUUUGGUGGAUUGAAUUGUGCUUACUUUACAGUAUGUGUUAUUUUAUUCUGUAGAAAGGAGUAACACUCUGUACAAUACUCUGAUGAAAGGUAAUUUGUAUCCUUAAUUUCAAAGUAUUUAUUUUUCAAUAAGAGACAUGGACAGUAUAUAUUCAGAACUACAUAAUGAAUGUCUUUGAAGUUGUUUUACCAUGUUGUUCUUUCGUUAAAGUUAUUGUUCAACACAGUUUUGUUCGUUUCAUUUAUGCUUUUUGCCUAAUACAGGAAAGUCAAAUGUAAUUAAAUCCUGAUGUAUGUCUUACCCUACCUGAUUAGUUAUAACUGGUAAUUGGCCAAGUGGACAGUGGUGACUGCUGGGACUGAUGGUCAUUACUGACCCUUCAUUUUUUUCCUACAGAACACCACAGAUGCAAUGUGAUUUAUUUGUUUGUAUGUGAUGACCUGCUCUGGUGCCAACGUAAGGGUUGUUUCAUAUUUUCUGUAGCUGAGUUUUCUGCUGCCACCCCAAUACAAGGAAUGUCCCUGCCACUCAUGAUAUCAUUGGUUUUCAUAGGGAUUAUGACUUCAAUAGAAAUAUGUUCAUAGGGAGAUCUGUGGAUCAUCCAGACCACUACAAACUAGACUCAAAUAUUUUGUAUAGGGGUGGGAGCGGAAACCUCACAGGCAGAUACCCUGUGAAAUAACCGUUCUUUUGAUAUGUGGAUUACAUUUGGCGUAUGUAUAGUCUCAGUCUUUAUUGAGAGACUGUAUACUGCUUUUGGUUUUCUUGAUUAGCAUUGUUACAACCAUCAAAACUGGUUUAAUAAAGGACAAAAUAAAUUUUUCAUGAGUAAAAUGA